CUUCAAGCUUCGGGCCUAGCAAGCUUUAAUCAAUUACGUCAGAGGCACUUUAGUUAUACAAAAUAUUUGACCAAACGUCGCAAGUUCGCGCGCGACUACACUACAAGGCAUCUCUGGUAUAACUAAUUAUACCUACGUAUAUACACAUUUACCUGCUUUUAUAUUAUCUUACUAUCUGGUCAAAGUCAGUUUGUUUUUUAGUUUAUUUUAUUAUUAUUUUUAAUCUUCGAAUUCCAAGCGUUCCUGUUUCUCUGUAGCUCAUUCUUUUUGCGCGCGCUCGCCGCCGUAUAGCGCGCAGCAUCGCUACCUAUAUCCAAGUUCUGCGCGUUGGGCUAAAAAGUCGCAGUUGUCAUUCUUUUUAACUCUUAUCGCGGUUCCGCUGAGCGUUGCGACCAUGAUCGCGUUUGGAAUGGCAGUGAGCUACUUGCUCUUCUCCGUUCUCCAUUUCGCCCAAUUUGUACUUGCCAUUACUGUCUGCGGAUUAUACGGCGUUGACCUCUCGCGCGCGCGUUCCCAGGGCAAAUACAUCGAUGGAAAAUGGGUCUACGCUGAAGUUGUGGGGGCUCUUGCUGCACUGACGGCCGUCCUUUACUUCAUCCCGUUCAUUUUACGGUUCGCGGCAAUCACGAUAUGGAAUUUUAUCAUGUUUGUCUUGUGGAUAGCUCUCUUCGGUCUGUUUGGCAGCAUGUAUAUCCACGAAGACCCGGAAGGAAAUGGAGACAUCCAAAGGAUGAAGAACGCCGUAUGGGUUAAUUUGGCGAACGCAAUACUAUGGUUGAUCGGGUUCGUUGCGAGCGCCGCUUAUUGGUGGACUCACCGUGAUCGUCGGAGUCGCUUUACUGGCCGUGCUCAACUGGGUCGGAAUACGUCGGUUCGAUCGACCACUUGGACGGCGUGAUUCUAUCCUAUGCGGCUAUUAUGUUGUUUCGAGUAUAUUAUAUUGGUAGGUUCUGACGUUGACAGGGAAGAUGUUGGGACGUACAUGCGGUUAUGGUGGUGGGAAGCAUGAGUGACAGAUUGACACUGAGAGAGUUACGAAUACCCAAAAAGCGCGGCUUGGAUUUCGGAACAAUUCGUCAUGGAUGUAAAGUGACAUAAUCAAAGAGUUGGAGUCAAUAGAUAGUCGAGGCUCUGCGAAGUCUAUGCCACGUUGCAUUAUAGGCCUGUAGCUCAUUCGACUUUGCAUAUAGCCAGCAUCGAUAAAAAGAGGAGGUUUAUAUGUGCAAGUGUCGUCUAGAACGUGACAUUUAUUGCAACGUCCUUUAAAAGCUUGUCAUCAUCCACUUAAGUUAGGUAUACCGCUUCAACCUAUACUAGGCUCUCUUUUAGUAGUCCAGGUUCUACAUAGCCUUACUGAUGCGGUAGCGCUGGGGCUGUGGUUUUAUGCGUGCUUGUUUCCAAGAGAAAAAUAAAUGGAACUAAAAAAAAUUAGGUAGAUAUCGUGUUGGACGAAUGACUUUUCUAAAGUGACUGCGUUAGGUACCUAAGGUAUGU
Daldinia caldariorum is the source of this 1494-nucleotide messenger RNA. RefSeq lists its product as uncharacterized. NCBI's taxonomy places the organism in Eukaryota, Fungi, Ascomycota, Sordariomycetes, Xylariales, Hypoxylaceae. Bases 395 to 898 code for a protein of 167 amino acids. The record is from RefSeq and is a predicted model, not a curated record. The transcript is spliced from 2 exons.